AUGCUGCUCUCCGUGCUGUGGCCCCGCGCGCACUGGCCCGUCCGCUGCCUCCUCCGUGACCCUCAGUGUCACCCACGGUGGCUCCUUGGGCACAAGAGGGCUGGCUGUGCCCGCAGGGGCCUGCAAACCACGUGGACGGCCUGUAGUGUCACCCCUGUUUUCACCAGGGCUUUGGCUUUUGGUGAUAAAAUUGCCAUCGUGGACCAGAAUGGUGAGCACACGUACAGGGACCUUUACAGCCGGAGCCUGCGCUUGUCCCAGGAGAUCUGUAGAGUCCUCAAGUGCUCCGACAGGGACUUGAAGGAAGAGAGGAUCUCGUUUUUGUGUCCCAAUGACUCCUCGUACGUGGUUGCCCAGUGGGCCUCGUGGAUGAGCGGGGCCAUAGCAGUGCCCCUGUACAAGAAGCACCCUGCGCAGGAGCUGGAGUAUGUGAUCCAGGACUCGCAGAGCGCUCUGCUCCUCGUGGCAGAGGAAUACCUGGAGAAAAUGGCCCCUAGUGCUGCCAAGCUGGGAGUGCCGGUUUUGCCGCUCCUUAGAUCUCGGAGCGAUGGAUCCGCAAGCCGCGGAGAGCUGGAAGAGCUGCCCUUACCCAGCUCCGCGUGGAGAGGCAGAGGGGCCAUGAUCAUCUACACCAGCGGGACAACAGGGAGGCCCAAGGGUGUCCUCAGCACCCACGAGAACGUGCAGGCCGUGACAACAGGGCUGGUUGACAAGUGGGAGUGGAAGAAGGAAGAUGUUAUUCUGCACGUGCUGCCUUUACAUCAUGUCCAUGGGGUGAUCAAUAAGCUGCUCUGUCCUCUCUGGGUGGGAGCGACAUGCAUCAUGUUACCCGAAUUCAGUGCACAGAUGGUUUGGAAGAAGUUCUUAAACUCCCAAGAGCCUCGUGUCAAUGUCUUCAUGGCAGUACCCACUAUUUAUGCCAAACUGAUUGAGUAUUAUGACAAACAUUUCUCUCAACCACAAGUCCAGGAUUUUGUGCGUGCCUAUUGCCAGGACAACAUCAGGUUAAUGGUGUCAGGCUCAGCCGCCCUGCCUGUGCCUGUCCUGGAGAAGUGGAAGAACAUCACUGGGCACACAUUGCUGGAGAGGUACGGGAUGACUGAGAUUGGGAUGGCACUUUCUAACCCUUUGCAUGGAGACCGUGUGCCAGGUUCCGUGGGGACCCCGCUGCCAGGGGUGGAGGUGCGCAUUGCCACGGAGACCUUGAAGAGCGGCCUGCAUUCCUACACCAUCCAUUCCCAGGGAGAUGAGAACGGCACGCAGGUGACACCGGGCCUGGAAGGCCAAGAAGGGGAGCUCCUUGUUAAGGGGCCCUCGGUGUUCCGCGAAUACUGGAACAGACCCAAGGAGACGAAAGACGCUUUCACACCCGACGGCUGGUUCAAAACAGGGGACACGGCAGCCUACAGAGACGGCGUCUACUGGAUCAGGGGCCGCACGUCAGUCGACAUCAUCAAGAACGGCGGCUUCAAAGUCAGCGCCCUGGAAGUGGAGCGGCAGCUGCUCGCGCACCCGCACAUCACAGAUGUGGCCGUGAUCGGGCCCCCGGACGUGGUGUGGGGGCAGCGGGUGAGCGCCGUGGUGCAGCUGCGCGAGGGGGAGAUGCUGUCGGUGAAGGAGCUCAAGGCCUGGGCCAGAGGGAGCAUGGCACCCUACGCCAUCCCCACGGAGCUCGUCGUGGUGGAGGAGAUCCCGCGCAACCAGAUGGGCAAGGUCAACAAGAAGGAGCUUCUGCAGCGCUUCUACCCGGGCUAG
Tinamus guttatus (white-throated tinamou) is the source of this 1755-nucleotide messenger RNA. RefSeq names its product acyl-CoA synthetase family member 3 (gene ACSF3). Gene Ontology annotation, biological process: fatty acid metabolic process. The record is from RefSeq and is a predicted model, not a curated record. Gene Ontology annotation, molecular function: medium-chain fatty acid-CoA ligase activity. NCBI's taxonomy places the organism in Eukaryota, Metazoa, Chordata, Aves, Tinamiformes, Tinamidae.